Molecule: messenger RNA, 4809 nt
Organism: Rotaria sp. Silwood1
Lineage: Eukaryota; Metazoa; Rotifera; Eurotatoria; Philodinida; Philodinidae
Source: the annotation of a GenBank genome assembly
CUGCACAGCUUAGUCUUGACAAUAUCUCAAUCGAGUUUGAAGAUGAGAAGGAUCGGCCGAGCCGUUCCUGAGUUAUUGCGAAAAUAGUCAUUUUUCCCUAUAGCUUUCUGUGGAAAAGUGGACCCAUCGCGACUUUCGUAAAAGACUUUUCCUAUCAUAGUCAAUCAAAAGCCCAACUGUUAUAUAUCAUUCAAUAGAGACUUUCAAGAGCUACAAACUGAUAUAUAAAACAUAAAGAAACAAGAGGGGUGACUUACAUAUGACAAGGAUAAUUAAAUAAAACUAGAUUAGAUUUUGGUCGAUGAUCUAAUUGAUCCAGAUAGAGAGUUCAAUCUUCCGAUGAUAGUGAUGAUACUCCGAGGUUUUCAGAAAUAGAGAAUUCGAAUGUGUAGUGCACUUUCAUGUCGAUACUCUUAGUUGUUCAGUGAUCAAUAGAAAUGAAGCUAUAGGAAAACGACUUUCUGAGGCUACGUUAGACGGAAGAGUUUAAAUCUGAGCUGUAUUUGGUCUCGAAUCCUAUUGGUUUGUCAACCCGCAAUAGAAAUCAACAUUUGAAAUGAUAGAUUAGCCAGUAUAAUUUUGAUAUUUUCGACAGUCUAGGAUCAUUGAUUCGUAUAAUUCACUUUUUAGAGUACACAUAACUCUCGGAUUUAAAUCCGAAGUUUCCGCAUUUAUUUUUUAUUUAUUCUUAUCUUUGAUAAGAAAAAAAGGGCUUACAAAAUCAAUCACUCAAAAAUCUUUCAAAGAAAUAAUGCUUAUAUUGUAAAGUCCCUUUCUAAUGUAAUUGUAAGAAAGGUUUAUAAAAAAAAAAGGGCCCUCAGAGGCUCUGCCUCUUGGCAUAUUCUUUCAAACAAUAAAAAAUAUUUGACUUUAUAUCGUAUUAUAGUUGACUUUUUUUGGUGAUGCGUCGUUCGACUACACCUUUGAGAAAAAAGAAAAACAAAAUUGAAUUUCUUUUUAAAACCGCAGGUUUUUCGGAUAGAGGUUGUCAAAUAUCUUUAUAACUUUUGAGAAAAAAGAAAGUAACGAAGAAAAAUUUUUAUCGUUUCUAUAAGAGUAAAUGACAGGUUAUAUCCCUAUAUAUUUAUUUCAGUUUCCAUGAUUCUAACGAACUGUGACUUUUUUGAGGGAGAGGGUCUUAAGAUAAUAUGAACAGGAUAGAAAAUGGAUUAGUUCAAUGUGUCUAUAAUUCCAAUAACAAAAUUUUAUUUUUCUCCUCGAAUAUAAAAUAUUUUCUUUCAAUACUUAAUGCAACAUAAAGUAUGAAGAAUUUCUUUCAUAUAAGGUUAAUUUUGCGACAAUCGAAUUCAACCUGAGUCAACUAUACGCUUGCAAAAAUUUUUAAGCUAGUCUUACAAUUUUUUAAUUAAGACAUCUGUUUAAAAAAAUGAGAAUUAUACCAUUAGAUAAAAUAAUAAAUACUCUAUCUGACAAUAUAGAAACAAAUAAUUUCCGACGUUUUGUAGAAAUAGAAUUAACUGAGGAAAACUAGUAAAAUAAGUAAACAACAAUGUACAUCACAAUGUUUUGAAGAAGUAUCUCUUGAAAAUAUGAACUUCCUUCUGUUACAAAUGGCUGCUAUUUUGAAUAUAUCAUAUGUAAACUCCUAUUCAUACAUCAAUCACAGAUAAUUUCGUUAAACUAAAGGAGUCAAAAAACCUUUCUAGAGGGGACUGAGCCUCCUUUAGUCCCCCUUUGGAUACGUCACUACGCUUUACGAUGAAUGAUCUCUCAACGCUCGAUUGUUUUUUAUGUUAAGGUUUUGUUAAAUAUAAGUCUUUGCGAAAUAAAAUUUCAGGAACCAUUUUUCGAGUUAUAGUUUGUACCAUCUUUCUAGACAUUUUCUCAUCUCAAAAAGGUUUAUAUUUGACCAAAGCAUCAAGUCAAAGGCAAUCAAGCAUUGAGGAAUCGUUCAUCGUAAAGCGAUCAGUAAAUUUUGCCUGUAGAUGAGCAAGAUAUUUGAAAGAAUAUUUUUAGGAUUUUUCUGAGUUUCAUAUACCAUUAUAUUGAGAUUGUUGCCACUAACAUUGUCUAACAAUCGAACAAUAAUCAGCAAAAUGAACUGGUAUAUUUUUGUGUAGCUACAAAGCAUAAAUAGGAUUUUUCGGAGAAAAACAAAAUUAUUUGUUACUUUUUUUUGUUAUCAAUAACCAAUAACAAAAAAAAUUGAUUUGUUAUUAAUAACAAAAAAUAACAAAUAACAAAUAACUUUUUUUGUUAUGGUUAUUAAUAACAAUAACAAAAAACUGACACUCCUAUUAAGGAAUAGUGCUUAUCACUGGUAUUUUUUUAGUAAUAUUCCGAAGUUAUGUUCUUUCCUAUGAAUUAUCUUGGCGUUCUCUCUCUCGCCUCUGACAUAUAAACUGAUAGCUUGCAGAGAGCAAGUAAUGGGUAUAUAAGCGAGCAAUAUUUACAUUAUUUUUAUUCUUCAUGAUGCUACGAAUAAAGAAUGAUUCUUCUUCUGCUAUGCGGAAUUCAGACGAUCAAUAUGUUCCGUUGAAAAAUGUAAGAGUUGAAUCAUAUAUUAGAUCGUUUGCUGCUGAUGUGACUAUCAAACAAAUAUUUCGCAAUGAUGAAGACAAACCAAUUGAAGCUGUUUAUUGUUUUCCAAUUGAAGAACAAGCAGCUAUUUAUUCAUUUAUUGCUCGAAUUGAUGAUCGAGAAAUUGUUGCACAAUUAAAAGAGAAAAAGAAAGCCCAACAAGAAUACACGGAUGCUCUUCGACAAGGUCAUGGUGCAUAUUUACUUGAACAAGAUGAAAAAUCUCAAGAUAAUUUUAUAAUUAAUAUUGGUGCAUUAUCAUCGGGAAAAGAAUGUCACAUUUCAAUAUCAUAUGUUUCAGAAUUGGAUCUUGUACAAAAUGGAAGUAAAAUUCGUUUUGUUGUUCCAACAACUAUCGCACCUCGUUACAAUCGAAAUAUAGGUGGUAUUAGUUCACCUGCUGGUACUACAUCAAAAUAUGUUCAAACAGCUUUAUAUACAAUAGAAUUUCAUUGUCAAGUGGAAAAAGUUAAUGUUUCUCACAUUAGUUCAAGUUCUCAUCCGAUUCAAAUUGAUGUUAGUCAAGAGAAUCUCUAUAUUAUUGAAUUUGCUCAAUCAAAUACUCAUUUAGAUCGAGAUAUUCUAAUAGAUAUUGAAUUAAUUGACAAUCAUUCGAAUACCAUAGUUGCGAUCGAACAAGGUGCUGUUAUGGUUUCAUUUACACCAACCAAACAGGAUUGUCAACGUGCAAUGAACAAAACAGAGACAAAAAAUGAAUUUAUUUUUGUUGUUGAUUGUAGUGGAUCAAUGGGAGAUGAAAAUAAAAUUGGAUUAGCACGAAAAGCUAUAUUACUUUUCCUCAAGACUUUAUUUACGGAAAUUACUUCUAUUUACAAUGAAGAAAAUGCUCAAAAAGCGGAACAACUUAUUAAUAAUUUGCAAGCCAAUUUGGGUGGUACUGAAUUAUUAUAUCCUCUCCAAUGGUUAGAACAACAUUCUCCAGAGCAAGGCCGUGCAAGACAAAUAUUUUUGUUAACCGAUGGAGAAAUCUCAAAUGUCAAUGAAGUAAUUGAUUUAUGUCGUUUGAUGGUAAGACAUACACGAAUAUUUUCAUUUGGUUUGGGUUAUUCACCAAGUCGUUCACUUGUAAAAGGUCUUGCUCGAGCAACAAAUGGACAUUUUGUUUUUAUUCCACCAAAAAGUAGUGUCGAUGUUUAUGUUGGUGAACAAUUACAAAAGGCUUUACAAUCUUCUAUCACAGAUAUUCAUGUUAAAUGGAAUUUCGAUACUACAAUAAUGAGUGCACCAACAAAAAUGCCACCAGUAUAUGCAAAUGACCGUCUGAUUGCUUAUGCACUUGUGAAAGAUCCAAAGUUUGUUUUGAAUCAUAACUCAAAUGUUGAACUGUAUACUGAUCAAUGUCAAUUAGGCAAAGCAAAUAUUGAUUCAAUACCAAAAAUGGCCAAUGAUGGAACAAUAGCUCGACUUGCUGUUAAAGCACUCAUUCUCGAAUUACAACAUUCUAAACUUAAGCAAAACGAUACUGGUUCCCUGCAAUCUCGAUUUAAACAAUUUUUGUCAUCGUUAACAAGCAAAACUCUGACUGAUGAAACAGAAAUGAAAAAGAAACGCAUCAUUGAUCUUUCAGUUAAAUAUAAAAUUUUGAGUCCACACACGGCUUUUAUCGGUGUUGAAAAACGAAUAAAUGGUAGCAAUGUUGGUAUGGUCUUACGCGAAAUACCCAUUGAAAUAUCCAUUGAUGAUCAACACCUACAGACAUCUGCCUUUGGGAACUUUGGUAAUAAUGCGAUGCCAACUGCUUCGACUCCACGAUGUAAGACGUCAAUACCAAUACAGAUGGCUACUGUAAAUGACUCUUUUCAAAUAUGCAACAGGGAUGAGUGUAUAACAUUAAUAUGUGCUUCGGAGGUUCCUUUUGCGAGAAAUCGUUAUCCCUCUAUGGACCUUUUAAAUAUUUCUCCUAAAAUGAAUACUAGCACCAAUGAAAAAGAUGAAGAAUUGCCAAAAGACGAUGAAAAUAUUGUUCGCUACUUGAUCAAGAAACAAAAAUUCAAUGGUUUAUGGGAUUUAACUACUGACAAUGUUGAAAAAUUUAUUGGCAAAUCUCUGUUAAAUUUUUCAUCAAAUGUGAAUGAAGAAAUGUUGAUUACAGCUAUCAUUAUAGUGAUACUUGAAACCCGAUACAUCACGUUCUCAACAAUGUGGUAUGGUUUAGUAGAAAAAGCUCGUAAAGGUCUCCUUGAUUUACUUGACAAUGACACUAAACAAUUGGAAUCAUUAUUAGAAAACAUUCGUCAACAAUUUUAA